Linum trigynum is the source of this 1358-nucleotide messenger RNA. NCBI's taxonomy places the organism in Eukaryota, Viridiplantae, Streptophyta, Magnoliopsida, Malpighiales, Linaceae. The record is from the annotation of a GenBank genome assembly.
CCCAUAACCCACACAAACAAGCUAAGUCCUUCACUACAAUCUCUUGGACAAAGCUAAAUCAAUUUCCUUUUGGAAGCAAAGAAACAUGGCCAGUUCACAUCGCGCCAUUUUCUUCACAAUAUUACUACUUCUAGCUGUUGCAGCAGCUGCCACGGCCUCCUCCGCCGGCGGCUCUCCGCUGUCUCCUUACUACUAUUCCAAAAUCUGCCCCAACGCCUUACCCGCCAUUCGACGCGUCGUCGAGGCUGCUGUCUCCCGCGAGCGCCGCAUGGGCGCCUCGCUUCUUCGCCUCCACUUCCAUGACUGCUUUGUCCAGGGCUGCGAUGGGUCGAUCCUAUUGGACGCGACCCCGACGAUCGACAGCGAGAAGACGGCCCUCCCGAACAACAACUCUGCCCGAGGCUUCGAAGUAAUCGACAUGAUCAAAUCCGAGGUUGACAAAGCCUGCGGCGGCAAGCCCGUCGUGUCCUGCGCCGACAUCCUAGCCGUGGCCGCUCGCGACUCGGUCGUGGCGCUGGGCGGGCCCAGCUGGGAGGUACAGCUAGGCAGGAGGGACUCCACGUCAGCGAGCAGGACCACAGCGAACAACGACAUACCGACGCCGUUCAUGGACCUUCCCGCACUGAAAAGCAGCUUCCAGAAGCAAGGGCUCAACGAGCGGGACCUCGUGGCGCUCUCCGGGGGACACACCAUCGGAUUCUCGCAGUGCCAGUUCUUCAGGAACCGGAUCUUCAACGAGACGGCGGCAACCAUUGAUGCGGAGUUCGCGAGGGAGAGGAGGGCCAGCUGUUUCGCCGGCUCCGGGGAUGCCAACCUUGGCUCGCUGGACGGUUCGCCGGCGAGGUUCGACGGUUCGUAUUUUAAGAACUUGGUGGAGAAGAAAGGGCUGCUUCACUCCGACCAGGCGCUGUUUGCCGGUGGGUCGACCGACUCGGUUGUGAAGGGCUACGGUUCGAACAAUGGGCGGAGCUUCUGGUUCGAUUUUGCGAGCUCGAUGGUUAAGAUGGGGAACAUCAAGCCGUUGACCGGGAACCGUGGUCAAAUUCGUGUCAACUGCAGGAAGGUCAACGCAUGAUAUAUUCCGGAUGUUGACAUGUUGUGGUUGCAGUGGUUGGUUGUAUUUUGGUUGAGUGAAUUUGGUUUUUCAACUCUCAUCCAUUUGUGUAGCUUGGAAUUACAAGUGCCGUAGUACUUUUUUUUCUUCUUCUUCUUUUCUUCUUCUAUCAUAUGGAUUCAUUCAAUUGUGGGUAUCCUGUUUCUCUUUUCUUCUCCUGUUACGUAACUUGCAUUGCAAGGGUGGAAUUUGCCUCGUGAUUCCAAUGGGUCUUAUAUAAAGCAAAUAAAUUAAUUAUCUUUUU